Molecule: messenger RNA, 2574 nt
Organism: Sordaria macrospora k-hell
Lineage: Eukaryota; Fungi; Ascomycota; Sordariomycetes; Sordariales; Sordariaceae
Biological process (GO): glycoprotein catabolic process; carbohydrate metabolic process
Molecular function (GO): beta-mannosidase activity
Source: RefSeq, a predicted model, not a curated record
AUGUCUCCCCGCUCCGUGAUUCCCAUCAACCAGAAUUGGGAGUUCAGACAAGCCGACAAGGAACACAGCAAGUUCCUCCCUGUCGCCCAGUUUCCUACCAAUGUCCACCUCGACCUCCUCCACCACGGCCUGAUUCCCGACCCCUUUAUCGGCAAGAACGAGCUCGACGUUCAGUGGAUUGGCGAGGCCCAAUGGACAUACAAGACCAACUUCAAGGGGUCCGGCGUCCCCGAGAAUGGCAAGGCCGUUCUGGCCUUUGACGGCCUUGACACCUUUGCCACUGUCAAGCUCAACGGCAGCACUAUCCUUGAGACGGACAACAUGUUCAUUCCCGAGCGUGUUGACGUCACCUCUUUGCUGAAGGAGGACGACAACGAGCUUGUCAUUGACUUUGAUAGUGCGUACCUUAGAGGGUGGAAGCUGGUUGAGAAGUACCCUGAUCACAAGUGGGGGUGCUGGAACGGUGAUAAUUCGAGAUUGGCUGUGAGGAAAGCGCAGUAUCACUGGGGAUGGGAUUGGGGCCCGACUCUCCUUACCUGCGGUCCUUGGAGGCCGAUCAACCUCGAGAUCUUCGAGAGCAGACUAGCGGAUCUAAAUGUUGAGUCGACCGUUCCGGAGGACCUCAAGUCUGCCGAUAUCAAUGUUACCGCAGAGGUUGAGGGCAAGGCAGACAAGGUGCGGUUCGAUAUUUCUCUUGACGGCAAGCAAGUUGCCUUGGAAACUGUCCAAGUCAGUUCCGGCAAGGCCACGGCCUCUUUCAACCUCGAGAAUCCUUCGCUCUGGUACCCCAUUCGAUACGGCAAGCAGCCUCUUUACCAAGUCAACGCUACUCUCAUCGCCGGUGACAGCGAGGAAGACUCGAUGGAGAAGAGAAUCGGCUUGCGCCGGGCCGAGCUUAUUCAGCGCCCACUCAAAGACCAGCCCGGCAAGAGUUUCUUCUUCCAAGUCAACAACAUUCCCCUCUACUGCGGCGGCAGCGACUGGAUUCCUGCCGACAACUUCAUCCCGCGGAUCAGCAAGGAGAGAUACUACGACUGGGUCAAGCUCGUGGCCGACGGCAACCAGUUCAUGAUCCGUGUCUGGGGCGGCGGCAUCUACGAAGAGCAAGCCUUCUACGACGCCUGCGACGAGCUCGGCGUUCUCGUCUGGCAAGACUUCAUGUUCGGGUGCGGCAACUACCCGGCCUGGCCCGAACUGCUCGAGUCCAUCCAGCGCGAAGCCUACGAGAACGUCAAGCUCCUGCGCCACCACCCUUCCAUCGUCAUCUGGGCCGGCAACAACGAAGACUACCAGUACCAGGAAAGCGUCAGUCUGACGUACAAGUACGAGGACAAGAACGCCGACAACUGGCUCAAGACUGAUUUCCCCGCCCGCUACAUCUACGAGAAGAUCCUGCCCGACGUCUGCUCCGAGCUUAUCCCAUCUACUUACUACCACCCCGGCUCGCCCUGGGGCGAUGGCGUCGACACACACGAUCCCACGGUCGGCGACAUCCACCAGUGGAACGUGUGGCACGGCACGCAAGAAAAAUGGCAGAACUUCGACAAGCUCGGCGGCCGCUUCGUUUCCGAAUUCGGCAUGCAAGCUUUCCCCAACGUCAAGACCAUCGACGCCUACCUUCCCCAGGGCAAGAACGACCCGGACCGGUACCCGCAGUCGUCCACCGUAGACUUCCACAACAAAGCCGACGGACACGAGCGACGCAUCGCGCUGUACCUGGUGGAAAACAUGCGCUACGGCCCCGACCCGCUAGAGCAGUUCGUCUACGCCACGCAGCUCAUGCAGGGCGAGUGUCUGGCCUCUGCCUACCGGCUCUGGAAGCGCCAGUGGAAGGGCCCCGGAAGGGAGUACUGCGGCGGUGCUUUAGUGUGGCAGAUCAACGAUUGCUGGCCGGUGACCUCCUGGAGUAUUGCCGAUUAUUAUCUCCGGCCCAAGAUGGCUUACUUUACCGUUAAAAGAGAGAUGGCGCCCGUGAGCAUCGGUAUCACGCGGACGGAACACCGCCACCCCAAAGACAGAUACACCCGCGUCAACGUGGACGUGAGCACCAAGGUCGAGGUGUGGGGCAGCAACUUGACGCUCGAGGAUCUCGAGGUGGAUUGUCUCGUCAAGGCGUGGGACGUCGAGACAGGCGAGCAGACGUUCAACGAGAUCGUUGCCAGCAAGAUCACGCUGCCGGAGAACCGAUCGACGGAGAUUGAUGCCCGAGAGGUGCCCGUUAUUGCUGGCGUGCCCAAAGAGGACCAGCAGAAGCGCACGGUCGUGGCGGCGUAUCUGAUUCGAAGUGAUAACGGAAAGCAGAUUGCGAGGUACGUGAACUGGCCUGAGCCGCUCAAGUAUCUGCAUCUACAUAAGCCGAAGGAGCUCAAGGUGGUGCUGUCGGAGGAUGGCAACGCGGUGGAGAUCAGCGCCGAGGUGCCGAUCAAGGGUCUGGUGGUGGAGACUCCGGAGGAUGAUGAGGUGGUGUUUGAGGAUAACUUGGUGGAUAUUGUGCCGAAUGAGGUGGUGAGGAUUGGAGUCAAGGGGGCGACCAAGGAGACAAAGCUCGAGGCUAGAUAUUUGGGAAUGUUGUAG